AUGACGGGCAAUGCAUUUGCCGUCGUCUACGUGGACCGCAAGACGCCCGUGACGGGCUUCCUGGACAAGAAUCUCGAUGGAUUGAAACAAGAGAAUGACUCCAAUGAAGCCCAGCACAACAUCCGCACCAUCAUGGCUGCCUUUGGACAAGCCCAUAUCUGCGCCGAUGGCGUGUCCUGCUUGACCACCCUUGCACAACUCGACGAACCGCGCAAUCCCAACCCGAUAGUCGUGCUUCUCGAUAUGCCCCACGACGACGAACCUGCUAUCCGUAGGACUUCAUGGGACUCUAANCCCCCUUCACCAUUGGUAGGGAAGCGACCCAAAGUAGAGCGAAACGAACCGAGCGAUGUAUACGGCGUACACUUGCUGUCAUAUCUGUCUUCGGAGAUCCAACAGCGCGUUCGCUCAAGGCUGGUCAUCCCGAUCGCUGUUCUUGCUGGCAAGACCGACCUGCUGGCUGAACCAACUCGAAUGUCCCGCUUUCUGGAUGCUGGUGCCAUUGAUGUGCUGCCGAGUCCUCUCGGAGUCGACCGAGUCCAGGGCUUAGCCGUGCACGCAUACCGUACAUACAAGGAGAUUGCGCGUGAGGAGGCGAGCUUCGUGCUUCAAAAAAGGAACAGGAAGCUUUCAUGGGUUGGAAUCGACGAAGAACGCCCGUAUGCCUACCUACGAGAGGUCAUGGUCUCCGGCCUGAUGAAUGGCAUCUGUAAUCCUGACUCGGUUGGAGAGUGUAUCGAUCCAAGCGAACUCAAGAUUGACAGCGACAGAACAGCUCUCGUGGAGCAGGCAGUAGGUACUUGGGCGUUUUCUGCUCAUGACUUCGAUUCGGACGAGCUUCUGUACGCUGCCUUGACCAUGCUGCAGCAUGCCUUGCAAAUGCCCGAACUAGAAAAGUGGCGCAUAUCCACAGGUAUGCUUGCAGCCGUCUUCUACUUCCUCCUACAAAUCGGCAUUCUGCCUCCUUAUCCUGGCUCACAAGGGCAGGCUCCGAGGACAGAUCUUGCGCCGGUGGCGUCUUUGCUACAGCCGUUUGAUGCAUUGACUCUGCUCAUAUCCGCCAUCGGCCACGACGUCGGUCAUCCAGGUGUGAACAACGCUUUUCUGGUCGCAUUGAAUGCGCCACUCGCUCAGCUCUACAACGAUCGCUCAGUCUUGGAGGCAUUCCAUUGCGCAGCCUACUCGCAGAUUCUCCGCAGAUACUGGCCACAAGCUUUUGCUGACAUUCCCAUGCGCAAACUGAUGAUCAACUCAAUCCUGGCUACGGACAUGGGUCUCCACUUCAAGUACAUGAUUGACAUGGGCAACCUGCAAGAAAAGCUUACCUCAAAUGACGACAGCAUAGAGGGCUGGACACCAAAGGCUCUCGAAGAGACUAGAGAUCUCGUCUGUGGGCUAUUGAUGAAAUGCGCCGAUAUAAGCAAUGUGGCACGUAAAUACGAUGUUGCAGCACGAUGGGCUGUGAUCCUCACAGACGAGUUCUCCAACCAAGGUGCCAUGGAGAAGGAGCUUAACCUGCCAACCUGCUUGUUCGGUGGUCCCCCUGAUCGCGAGGACUUGGUCAAACUGGCAGAGUCUCAAAUUGGGUUCAUGAGCAUUUUCGCCGGUCCUCUUUUCGAGGGAAUUACAGCAAUUCUACCAGCCAUGGGAUUUUCCACUGUUGAGAUUGAGUCCAACAGAACCGUCUGGGAGGAAAAGAUUCACGUCGAGAAACUGAGAAGAGGAACCAUUCUGGCGAGUCCGACUGCUCAGCCUUCGCCACUUCCUCGAACUCCUCUCUCCGUACCCGAGGAGGAAUUUGAAGACAGCAAGGAAGACGACAUUCCGCCUGAACGAGAUUCUCUCUUUGGUCCAUCUCGUACGUCACAGACACAAAAUGAAGCACAAGCAACGAAGCCUGACAACGUUCGGGCGAACCCAGAACCAGUAUCGCCCACAUCGCCCGUAAGAGUUCGUCCAACCUCCGCGUCACCUCUCAAAAGCAACAAAAAGAAGACGAGCACUUCGAGUUUCCACGCGCCAUAUUCUGUCCCAUUCCACCAGCACACAAACUCACGUCGCUCUUCAAAGGAUGCCGCCCUCGAACAACUGGAACAGUUGCAACUAGGUCAGCUCAGCAGCUUCUCUCGUAUCGAAAACCAGAACCAUGAUGGCGGUCGACGCGGCAGCGGCGACGCCUCNCUGACCACGAUUCUCGUCCGCAGCCAAACUGGGCAGAGUAGGCAAGAACCGGACUCUCCAACAAAGCCGCCACCAUCGCCUCUCAGGCAGACCACAAGACCAUUCCCACCACCUGCUCAGCCUGGUGUUCCUUCUUCGUUGCCUUCGUCUCGCAGCCAUGCUACUAGUAACGCAACGGCAACAACCACGACUUGCGCACAUUCACCGGGCUCCACGCGGCCCUCUUCAGUAGAAGAAAUGGAUGGUGGAACUCCCAAAGGAAUAGAGCCACCUCCAGUUCUAUCAACAGAGAAUCCGUUCUUGCACCCCAACUCGAGCCCAGAUUUGCAUGGCAGAGAACGUAUUUCACAUUCAGCACCGGAUAUCAGGAGUAUCCCGGAGGUGCGUACGGGAAAAGUGAGUUCGGUAUCGCAUGUCACAGCAGACGGGGACGAUGGCGACGACAAUCGCGGUAUGUCACAACGACCUUCAGGGAUCCGCGAGAGCCGUAGCCGAAGUAGACUGCGAGGACUUCGCUUCUGGAGAAAGAGGUGGAAGAGCCCCGGCCCUGGCGCCGAGAUUGACACAGAGCCGUGA
Messenger RNA from Aureobasidium uvarum, 2757 nucleotides. Lineage: Eukaryota; Fungi; Ascomycota; Dothideomycetes; Dothideales; Saccotheciaceae. The record is from the annotation of a GenBank genome assembly.